Zymoseptoria tritici IPO323 is the source of this 1854-nucleotide messenger RNA. RefSeq lists its product as uncharacterized. Gene Ontology annotation, molecular function: protein binding. The transcript has 2 exons. Lineage: Eukaryota; Fungi; Ascomycota; Dothideomycetes; Mycosphaerellales; Mycosphaerellaceae. Bases 1 to 1854 code for a protein of 617 amino acids. Gene Ontology annotation, biological process: protein polyubiquitination. The record is from RefSeq and is a predicted model, not a curated record.
AUGGACCGUCUUCCAGACGAAGUGAUUGUUCAAAUCAUAUCAUUCCUCGACAUCAUCGACAUCGUCAACCUGCAACGAACAUCCUCUCGAUACCUCGCCCUGGCCCGCGACAACGCCAUUUGGAAAUUGAUAUGCUUCGACCAUUCGAGAUCGGAAGCCCUCCGUCGUCGGCAACACCAACUCCAAAUCCAAGAUCCUCGCCUCGCCGAACUACGCAAUACAUGGGCAGCAUUGCCAGGACCCAACCCUACAGCCUGGGAUGUCUCCCAACUCGUCGGCAGCGAACAACCACGCGCAGCAGUGGAUCCAGAUGCUGAGGCUCGUGUAUUGAGGACUAGAGCACUCGCGAAUUGGGAACCAGGCUACCCUACUGAGAGACUCGAUUACUACGACGAGUUCAUCGCGAGACACGCACCGGUCAACAUAGGCUGGCUGAACCUCCCAGGCACCAAGGAUGACUUCAAAGAGGCGACCGGUCUGGCGGUACUUCACGACCCAGCAUCAACGCACGCCGUGUCGCCUCUCUCCGACGGAUCGAUCUCAGUAUUUGACCUCUCCGCCCGAACCACACACCAUCCCAACGGCGGCGGCGGCAGACUACUCGCCCACAGCGCACCCGGUCUGCUCACUGGCCUACCUCUCACCGCCGCAGCGGAACAUCACCACGCAAUCAUGACCUCGACCGGCGCAGUAGAAAGCGUCUCCAUCAACUCCUCAUCUCGAAGAGGAUUUUUCGCCGUUCAGCAGCAUCUUCACGAAGUCGACCUCACCACACUCCAACUCGUGUCAUCGAAAGAGUAUUCCUUUCCCAUCACCGCUUUAUCGUCCGUCUCUGAUGACAUGCCCUUGGUUGUCGGAACGAGUAACACCCUCCAUCUCUACGAUGCACGAGAUCCGACAUAUCUUCCGCCACCCUCCUCUGGCGAACUAAUCGGCGGUCGCAUCUCUUCUCACGCGAUGCUUGAAGAACCAGGUCCACUCUCAAUCCUUCAUACAUCUUCCGAUGAAAUCUACGUCUCCGGCCGCUUCAAAUCACUCCUAUCCUACGACCUCCGCUCCUUCCCUCGUCUCCGCGGAACAAUCUUCACCGGCGCGCCGAUCGCCUGCCUCGCCUCUCUACCAUACCCCUUCAUCCCACGUAGUUUAGACCUGCUCCGUAACCCCGGCACCUCCAUCGCCGCUUUACAAUCCGCCCGCGCUGCACCGGGCACGACACUGAUGGCUGCCGGCUCAUAUAAAGGCAAAGGCUCGCUCGAACUAUAUGGCCUGCCCAGCAUCCAAACCUAUCAAAAUCGCCAAACCGCCUCCUCCUCCAAACUCUUCUCCGUCGCACCCCACGGCGGCAGAAUCGUCUUCUCCGACGGCGACGGAAACCUCAAAUGGGUGGAGCGGGACGCAGUCUCCUCCAUCCGCACAUUCAACAUCAAUGACGCACUUGCCGGCUCCUCAUCCACCACUACUCAGUCCGACCGCUCAACGCCAAGAGGAAUAUGGAACUCCACCGCCGCCCAAGCGCCAGGACAAGGCGACAUCGUACAGAAAAUCCUUCCCUUCAACCCACCCUCCACCUCACCUUCACAUUCCGAUCGUCCCGACACAGCUCAACAGAAUCUCCUGCUUUACACCGGCGACGGUCGACUCGGUGUUCUCGGCUUCGGCGCCGAAGGAAGGAAUCCUUUAGGUGAAGAUCUCUGGCAUGACGCGGUGGAGGAGCAAGUCAGCACGGAGCAGAGAGCCCGAGAAGAUGCGGAGCGAUCGUUCGGCGAGACGAUGAGACGGGCGUUGGAGAGGAGCGCGGAGGAAGUGAGAUUCGUCAGAGGGUUGGGAAUGGGAUAUGGUGGUCCUUUGCGGUAG